UUUAAAGAAAAAAAGAAGCAUUUUGAAAUGAAUAUUAACGAUACCGAGGAGACUUCAUCUGUAACAAAAACAAUAGAAACAAUUCCAAAAGAAUGUGAUUUGAUAGAAGAUGAGCGCUUGAUCUUCAUGGAACUGAAGGAAGCUGAAAAUACACUAACCAAUUUACAGAAUAUUUUAAAGGAGUUUUAUCGAACUGAAAAUGAAAACAACGAUCAUCCUGUGACAGAAGUGAAAGACAAAGAAUAUAUUAGUUCAAAACAGUGGCUAAAAAAGUAUGGAUUAAGAGCACAGAAACUGGGCCUUUAUGAUGCAUUCUCUGACUGCGCCUUUCGACAUAGUGAUGGUGUAGUGGAUAUUAAAACAAAGCCUGAGGAUGAGUCAGUGCAGACAGAUGCUGAAACGAAGAUGAAAGUAAUAAAUGCCAAAUACUGUGAGCGAUUUGUACAUGCACACUGGAAAGAUGGGUCUGUUGUACAUGUGUACAUCACUAAGGAGAAAUAUAGGUGGUAUGAAGAAAAAAUAAAGACUGCUCUAGAAAGGUUGGAACGAAGAAUUAAAUGGCUCCAGCAAGGGAGCAGGGAGCUAUUUGGAACUGUCCUUGAAGACCAAGUAUAUAUACUCAUUGAUACUUCACACUCCAUGAAGGACAAGUUAACAAUAGUGAAGGAAAAAUUAUUUCAACUAAUGCAGGAGCAACUUAGACACAAAAGAAUGUUCAACUUAGUCAAGUUUGAUUCCCGAGUAGAGGCUUGGAAAGAAAAAUUAACAGACGUUAAUGAAGAAAAUUUAACAGAUGCACGGACCUGGGCUAAAGAACUUCAGGUCGGCAGCUCUACAAAUACUCUCCGAGCUCUCCAGAUUGCAUUGGCUGACAGAAGGACUCAAGCAGUAUAUCUUCUUACAGAUGGCCGCCCUGACCAGCCUGCUGAGAUGAUUUUUACUCAAGUGAGCUCCCAGAAAUCUGUUCCAAUACACACUAUUUCCUUCAACUGUAAUGAUCUAGAGGCAAACAGUUUCUUGUACAAGCUUUCCAGUGACACAGGGGGGCGCUUCCACUGCUACAAUAACUCCUUACAGGACCUUGAAGCACCACAGCCUUUUGUUAGUGAAGACAUACAGCUUUUGUUGAAUGAAAUUGAAAAGGGGAAAGCUAUCCUUGAAAAGAUACAGAAAGUUCACACCGAAUGCUUAAUGUUAGACUGGUACCACAACGGAGAUAAAGACCUUGGACUAAUGCCAUCUCAGAAACAAAUACAAAAGCCUAUUACAAGGACAGGAUCUGCUCAUGAACCACAACGUCAUUCACCUUACCUGAACAGGCGGAGCCUUAGUGCACCCAGACUGCUUAAAAGGAAGAAAGCACUACAUGCAGAGCAAACAAAGACUAGUCUUCUAAGGGCUAUGAGCCAAGGUGUGAUGCUGUGUGAAAGUGCACCCGAAAUUCAGAUGCCCCCUGAAACUAGAGAGCUUUUUCUACGCAAUGAGAGGAAAGCUGCUGCUGUUCUUAAAGAGUUGAAUAUAAUAGAUUUUUCCACUUCAGAAAAAAGAGUCAAGAAGCCACCUAAAAGUGGUCUAGACAUGUCCUCUUCUCGCUGGUUGAAGACACACGGCUUGGUUGCUAGGAGACUCACAAUAAUGGAUGCCUUGGCUCCAACAGCUGUCCCACAUACGGCUAAAUAUGUGCCAAUUCUAGACAAACAUGUCCUUGCCAGAGUGUUUGAUGAGGUGUUACCUUUGGCUCAUGUAAGUGGAAACAGGAAUCUCAUCACAUUAAUUAAUCCCCAAGCUGUGGACCUUGAUAAGUAUAAGCAGAUGCUGGUACAGGCAAUUAAUUCUUAUGAAAGGCGUUUAAAUCUAGUUGUUUGGAGAGCUCUGUCACAAGAGGAAAGAGACAAAUUUGAUAGUGACAAACCAAUCUCAUAUAUGGAAAAUAAAGAGUCAUUAUUACAAGCUCUGGACAGACUGGGAUGGACCAUUUCUGCUGAAGAUGUGAUGUUGCUGGAAAAUGAAAUAUCAUCUGGAAAAACAUAUUUUCAGCAGGCCACAGACCUACAAGAGACAGCAGGAAAUAAAGAGUUAAGAGCUCAUAUAAAGCCAGAGAAAACUAAGGAGGAUAUUAAAAAGCAGGAUCCUAAGGAAAAAUUAAGAAGAAAGAGAUUGGAUACCCUGCGAGGUCAAAAAGUCAUUGCAAGAUCUGAGGUUGAUGGAUUUUAUUAUGAAGGUACUGUAAUAAAGAGUCUUAACUCCAAACGUGUCCUUGUGGAUUUCUGCCAAGGAGAAAAUCAGAUUGUUCCUGUUACAUUUAUAAUACAGACUGGAGGAGCUCUGCCCUGCCCGCCUCUAAAGGUUGGAGAUUUUGUAUUUGCAAAAACUGGGGCUGAAAAUAGUUACUUUGUCCCUGCUGUGAUCAUAGCAACUCCAAGAGCUGAAUCAGAAGAUAAAAUAUACUCUGUUCUGAAACACAAUGGGAGGAAAGCACAUUGUAUAAGGAGCGAACUCUAUAAAAUCAGCCAGUCACAGUUUACCUUUUCCUGUCGCUACAUAAGAGAAGCUCAGAUGGUAGAUUAUACUAUCCCAAAUAUCCAAUUUGUUCAGCCCCUUACACAUCCAAAAGAAAAAAAGAAACAAAAGGGACACCACAACCAAUCACAGGAGAACCUUGUAAUAGCAGAACGAAGCAAAACUUCUUCCUUUAAAGAUCAGCCUGAUGCAGAGAAGUCAAGAAAAAACAAUUCAUUUAGUGAUGGAGACAUUAGAAAACAAGGUUCUUCUUCACCAAUAAUUGAUAAAUUGUUUUCAGAACCUGAACAAUUCCCAAAGAUAGGUUGGUCAGAACAUCCAAAAACUUCUACUCCAAGGUCAGAACAUCCAAAAAUCUUCACCCCAGGGUCAAAACAUCCAAAAACCUCCACCUCAAGUUCAGAACAUCCAAAAACAUCCACGCCAACGUUUCCAUGUGCUUCUAGUGGUGCAGAUCUUUUUGCUUUAGACACUGAUAUUAACACAAAACUGGAAAGCUUAGCAUCUCAGAUCUCACAAUAUCAGAAGGAGCACACAAAGCAGCAACAAACCAUUCAAGAGUACCUAAAAGACUUAUCGGUGUUACAUUCUAAGCAAAAUAAAUAUUUCUCAGAAGAAGAUCAAAAAGAACUUGUCACUCAACAAAUUGAUCUAUUACAGCAGCUGAAAAUGCUAACACCUAUUAGCCACGUGCAACCUGAGAAGGCUGAUUUGCACAGCUUACUCCUAACCAAGCCCCAAAGUUUUCGAUGUAUACUGAUUCCUGGGCAGAAGGUGUUGGCCUUCUGCACACACAAUGGAUACUAUGAAGAAGCAUCUAUUAUCCAUGAUUGUGGAGAUUUCACAUACUUUGUUCAGAAAUCAAGUGGAGAGAUUGCAAGAGUCUGCAGAGAGGAUAUGUUUAAUGACUCUGAUGACUACACGAAGGAGAUAAAGAAGGAUGAUCCUGUGAUUGGACCACACCCAUUGCUGAACGGAUAUUAUGGUCCAGGUGUUGUUCUGAAAAUCAUGCCUGAUUUAAAAUUAGAGAUAAAAUACUAUGAUGAUACUGAAGAUUUGGUUCCAAGGGAGCAUGUCUAUUUAACAAGCACAGAGAGGUUUGACAGAGAUACUGCCUAUAUUUUGAAGUGUGAAGAGAGAUGGGUUGGACAACCAGUGGUUACUAGAAAUGAUGAGACUGGAACAUUCCAUUUAGCUGAAGUACAGGAGCACGUUAGCAAUGGAAAACAAUACGUGAUUUGCCGGUCUGAUGGAAGAACAAUGACACAGGACAUUAUGUGGAUCUUUGGGAAAUACAGCCAACCGCACCUCCUUAAAGUUGGUGAUUAUGUCCUGACACUAUCCAGCCCAGCGCCGCUCACAUUUCUUCCUGGAGUUAUAACUGGACAAAACGGAACAAAGUUACAUAUUGAGUUUUGUGAUGGUAAAAGCUGUCAGAAUGUGGAGUCACACCAUUGCUUUGGCCUGUCUGUGAAAAAGUAUAACAUGGCUGUGCAGUACUAUAACCAGCAAAAGCAAAGAAGAGAAGAAGAUGGUAUUGUCUCAGAUAGUGAAGAUUCAUUGUCUGACAUCUCAUCUGUUACAUUAACCUCGUUAGAUUCAGAAAGCUAUAGUUAAAUGGAUGAAUAAGUGACAUAUAUUAUAUGUAA
Bombina bombina (fire-bellied toad) is the source of this 4169-nucleotide messenger RNA. RefSeq names its product von Willebrand factor A domain containing 3B (gene VWA3B). Bases 28 to 4137 code for a protein of 1369 amino acids. The record is from RefSeq and is a predicted model, not a curated record. NCBI's taxonomy places the organism in Eukaryota, Metazoa, Chordata, Amphibia, Anura, Bombinatoridae. The transcript has 31 exons.